CUCGCUCACUCCUGCCCGCUCGCCUGCUCGAACACGAUGUUGGGGACCCUCCGGCCUUCCUCUUAUUGGCCGCAUCGUUCUUUCCAGCCGCAGCCCGAGGAUCCGCAAUGGCCGUCUCCACGUGUUUCGAGUCGUGGUACAAAAUCCUCCAGGUACUCGAGAUGGUCCAGCGCCUCCUCCUAUGGGGUAAUCGCCGCCACUGCCGAAUGCGAGAAGGGUCGAUGGUGGAGGAGGCUCAGCCUUAGGGUUUCGUGCAAGCGGCGGAGAAACAACUUGCCCGCCUUGGGAUUAUGGAGAUCAGUAGAGCCGAUACGGAAGGCGGCGAGGAAAGCGUUGGCUUUUGGAGGGAGGGAAUGCAACCACGAGCUUUUCCUAUUGAAGUUGCUUCUUGGCCGUUUGAUCUCCAUCAUGGUGGUGAGAUCAAACCAUCAAGAUGUAGCGCUUCUUCGAAGGUAAAAUUGGAGGUCCCCAACCAGACGGUGGAGAGGGUAAUCCUUAUAAGACGAGAGCAGCCCAAUCCAGACGACCGUGGAAUAGCAGGAAAUCACCGACGCCGAGGACGCUUCUCUACGAUCCGUCGAUUGUUUUGGAGAAACAGGUCGGGGUAUCGUGAAGGAAAGGGUUUCGUUUCCCUCUCUGGUCGAUAUCUGUCUUGCCCCUUGGUUCUAUUGAUGGCGAGGAAGCGGAAAUCGGAGGCGAUGGGCCUCGAUGAGGCGGAUCGAACGCUGUACUCCACCUUCUGCGCCGCCGCCAAUUCGCUGUCGCAGGUUUACACACAAGCCAUGAACCAGCAGAAGAUCUCCUUCCAGGCCGGCGAGCGCCAUGCGCUGGAGAAACUUUAUCAAUGGAUUGUGAGAAACCACGAGGAAGGGUCAAGGGUUACCAUAGCUGAUAUAGUUACACAUAUUCAGAAUGAGAUGGAUUAUGCCGGAGAAGGUUCAUUAGUCUCCCCCAGGUCACCAUUCCAACAUCAGCACCACCAAACAACAAUUCACUUAACAAACACAGGCAUCCAACCUGCAUCUGGUUUGUUCGGACAGCCAACAGUCGGACUUGCCUCUCGAAGCGGUCACUCUGAUCAAGCAAAGAACUCGGUUUUCUCAAAUGCACUUUCCAGCCCAGUGUGCAGAAGCCUUCAGCCAUAUCACCUUGCUCAGGGGAGUGGACUUUAUGCAAAUACUGUCAUACCAACUGGAACUGCAGGAGCAAGGAAUCAUGAUCCAAAUCAAAACCGGGAUACUAAUUCUCUCAGUUCCAAUGAUUCAUCUAUGGAUAUUCACACAGAUAGCCCGCCUCAUGAAGCAUAUUGACAAAUCUCUCUGCUUUACAUUUGUAUAUAGUUCAAGAACCUUAACUAAUGAAGCCUCAAAUCUCAGCUCUGCCACUUAAAGAGUUAGGUGGAUAUCAGAAAGGCUAGAAGAAAAGGUUUGAACCAAAACUUUCUUAUCCACUCAUGCUAAGUGAUGCAUGUGGUAACUCAUGCAAGCCAUAAUUAGUGUGUGCUUUAAUUUUUUUGUCAGUGUUGAAUGUCUCAUCUAAGUGCUCUUACUGCAUUAUGGACAAAUAUUUAUAGUCUAUGUGGUAUAACCUUUUGUAUCCUGUAAUAGCUUUGUACAUGUAUAUUUGAAUAAUAUAAAUGUAUAAUAAUAUAUAGGCUUAA
Molecule: messenger RNA, 1660 nt
Organism: Musa acuminata AAA Group (dessert banana)
Lineage: Eukaryota; Viridiplantae; Streptophyta; Magnoliopsida; Zingiberales; Musaceae
Exons: 4
Coding region: 291-1310 (339 amino acids)
Source: RefSeq, a predicted model, not a curated record